AUGAUAGAGUACACCGAACUUUCGCCUGGGUUGCUGCCCGUCGGCAACGACGAUGGCUACAAGCUGUCGGACACGUGGCGCCCCAAGUACCGCUCUUCACGGUUCGUUUCUUCGAAAUUAGGCAAACACCGCUGCACCCCGAAGCAAGUGUUGACUGCUCCUGAAGCGGCGUUUCCCUCUCUCUUUGUGCAGGCGGGCGACGCCUCUGCGGCGACGUCUCCCGGGCGGUUCAUCUCGGCCCGCGACUCGAACCGAGGAGAACCGACUCCAUAG
Molecule: messenger RNA, 273 nt
Organism: Gryllus bimaculatus (two-spotted cricket)
Lineage: Eukaryota; Metazoa; Arthropoda; Insecta; Orthoptera; Gryllidae
Source: the annotation of a GenBank genome assembly